Drosophila navojoa is the source of this 1324-nucleotide messenger RNA. RefSeq names its product cold shock domain-containing protein CG9705. Gene Ontology annotation, cellular component: cytoplasm. Lineage: Eukaryota; Metazoa; Arthropoda; Insecta; Diptera; Drosophilidae. The record is from RefSeq and is a predicted model, not a curated record. Gene Ontology annotation, biological process: regulation of mRNA stability. Gene Ontology annotation, molecular function: mRNA 3'-UTR binding.
UUUGCGAAACAUUUCGACGCUGUAGACGCCAUUCAUUUCUGGUUUUGUAAAGCAAAGAGCGAUUUCAAUUGCUUAUUGGUAAUAAAGUACCAAUAAAACACCGAAAUCAACGUAACCAUUGUGAGAGAAAAAUACUUUGCAAGUGUCUAAUACGGUCACGCUGCUUUAAACGAGCAUCUUUGCCGGCAAUCAUAUUUCGUAUUCCGGCAAAUAAAUUGCAUCAGUAUUAGUGACUGGAUACAAUUCGCAAAUCCCCAGAUACACAGUCAAAUACUUUCGAAAACUCGAAAAUUUCGCAGCCUCCAAAGCACGCAAAACACUGCCCACUGCCCGUUUGUUUGACUUGGCUGCUGUCCAUUUCAGUGAGAAAUCUAAACACACGCGAAGCAAAGCGAAAGCCGACGCCGCCGACGCGCCAAUUUAACUUCAAUACAUUUAUACAAUAUAGUAAAUCAUUCCUUUGCUGCUCCGCUAACAGGAAAAUACUCUAGCCAUGGCCGAGGCAAAAACACCCGAAAAGAUGCUGUCCGCUAAACCACCGGUGUAUCAUCCAAAUAGCCAUAGUCCAAAUGCUACGCUCCAGCUGCCGAGUCCCAUCAUCACGCGGCGCACACGCACGGCCUCGACCUCAGCGCGUGCCAUGGAAAAUCCAAUGGUUGGCGGUGUUGUGAAAUCCUUUAGCCGCACUAAAGGACACGGCUUCAUCACGCCGCACGACGGCGGCGAGGACGUUUUUUGUCAUGUUUCCGACAUCGAAGGCGAAUAUGUGCCCAUGCCUGGCGACGAGGUCAAAUAUCGCCUCUGCGCCAUUCCGCCCAAGUUUGAGAAACACCAGGCCGUGCACGUGCAGAUAAGCAAUUUGACGCCCGAAGUGCACCACAAAUGGGAGGAACCCGUCUUCUGUGGCUCUCCCGCCAAAUAGAUACUCGCUUCUGUAAAGGCCUUCCACAAAAUUUAAUUAACUGGAGCACGCAGCAGGAAAACAGAAAACAAUGAAAACAAUAUUAAAUAACAAUAAACAGUUGGCCAACGAACGCCGAUCAAGACAAACAGAAUGAGAUAAAAACUGAACAGCAAAUGAAAGCAUACAAAACGACUUAAUCAAUUGUACGUCACACAGCCAGCCAGCCAGCCAGUUUCAAUUAAGUCUUUAUUAUUAUUAAGCUAAGCAAAAAAAAAAAAAUUUAACUUUUGUCACAAUUGUGUUAGACUUUUUUGAAAAGACCAGUUUGAAGAUUUGUAAUGGAUUCGUCUUGUAAUCUGGAAUAUUGUUAUUAAAUAUCGAGAAAUUACUCGAUGAUUUGAUUUGGAGCCUGUAACAGUA